CACAUAUUUCCUUACUGUUUUCCCAGGGCUCUCGGAAGAAGCUAGCUUGGUCCUAAACCGGUGUCAGGUGUGCUGCUGAGGGCAGCCUGGCCCUUGAUCAAGGGCAUCCAAGGAAGCUGUCAGAACAAGCGCGACGAGCUGCCAUAUCAGCAUUGCAUCUUGAUCUGGGAGCGCUGCAGCAUCUAGAAUCGGCCGCUCACAUAUCGCCAGAGUUUUCCGCACGCGAGCGAUGGGGUCGCAGGCGGUUGGGGUGCUGCCGAGUCAGCCCCCUUUGCGGAUGACUGCUGCGCACAGGUGUCGCUCGCAGACUGGUUCUUCGGAAAGUGAAUCGCUAGAGUUUGGGCUACGGAUGCAGUUGUCCCCCGCCCAGCACUGCGAGUGGGGAGGCACGCUUAGGUGUGGCCAAGCGCGGUUUUUCGGAAGAAACUCAUCGCAGAACGAGUGGCAGCGCAACUCAAAAAGUGAAAGUCCCGUAGGUACAAUUAGUCAGAUUGACAGUCGGCAGAGAGGAGGGUUUCUCAGAAGAUCAAUGAAAAGCAGUUUCUCAGCGCUGCGCAUCCGCUCGUCAGAAUAUUCUUUCCCGGUUCAUGGCUUGGAACACCGAAAGAAGCCCAUAUUAGCCCCUCGUAAAGCGCUAAAAUCCUCCCAUCUGCCUUCGCUUUCAUUUUCUCACUCCACCACUUCAACACUCCAAGCGUCUCUGAGCUCUGAAGUGAUAUCAGGAGACCGCAAAACCCUGAAUCCCAACCCCGAAGAAGAGUUGAGCCAGCUUCUAGAUCUGUUGCCUGGAACAAUCAGAACUAGAGUGGAGGAACAUCCGGAGCGGGACGCACUGGUGGAGAUCGUGCUGGACUUGGGCAGGCGGCCAAUGGCACGCUUUCCGAGCGGAGACGUGUUCCUAUCGGAGGAUAGUGUCACAGCGAAGGACAUUGAGUUGGCCGUAGGAAAGGUGGGGCUGUUUGGGGGCGACAACCGCGCGGGCAUUGACCGCACGCUGCACCGUGUGAGCGCCAUUCGGAGCCGCUCGGGGCGCAUCGUGGGCCUCACUUGCAGAGUCGGGCGGGCCAUACCAGGGAGCGCCGAAAUGGUACGGGAUCUGGUCUCCACCGGCGCAUCGAUUCUGCUCAUGGGCCCCCCGGGAGUCGGCAAAACGACGGCGAUCCGCGAGGUGUCCCGCAUGCUCGCGGACGAAUACAACAAGCGCGUCGUGAUUGUGGAUACCAGUAACGAGAUCGGGGGGGACGGCGACAUCCCGCACCCGGGGAUCGGGCGCGCGCGCAGGAUGCAGGUGCCGUCACCCGAGCUGCAACAUCACGUGAUGAUCGAGGCAGUGGAGAACCACAUGCCGCAGGUCAUCGUGAUCGACGAGAUCGGGACGGAACUAGAGGCGGCGGCCGCGGGCACCAUCGCGCAGCGCGGCGUGCAGCUGGUCGGCACCGCGCACGGAAUGACCAUCGAGAACCUCAUCAAGAACCCCUCGCUCUGCCAGCUGGCGGGCGGCAUCGAGAGCGUGACGUUGGGCGACGACGAGGCGCGGCGGCGGGGCGUGCAGAAGAGCGUCCUGGAGCGGAAGGGGCCGCCGACGUUCUCCGCUGCGGUGGAGAUGAUCUCACGAACCGAGUGGCGAGUGCACCGGAGUUUGUCAGCCACCGUUGACGCCAUGCUCCUCGGCAAGCGGCCGCGCUGCGAGUACCGCAAGAUCGAUACCGGCGGAGGGUUUGACGUGGACGACGGGACGGAAUCGGAAUCGGAAGAGUCGGAGAGGGAAACAGGGGCGGGGAAUCGGCGCAGGAUGGCAGAAAGCAACGGCCGGAGAUACCGCUCGAACGCCGAGGAUGACAGCGACUCCGAGGAGGAGUUCGUGGAGGCCCUGGAUCGCAUGAACGCGGCAGAGCAACGGGCACGCGCGCGCUCGGGCGAGGGUGCGGGGCGGCUGCCGGCCGCCGAAGAGAAGGGGCCGCUGCAGAUGUAUCCCUUCGAGGUGACGGAAUCCGCGCUGGAGCAGGUCUUUGAAACGCUGGACCUGGACCGGAAGGUGCGGCUGACGGACAAUAUCGGCGAUGCUGACGUCAUCCUGGCGCUGCGCGCCAAGCUGAAGCACAACUCGUGGGUGCGGGACGUGGCCAAGCUGCGACAGCUGCCCAUAUACGCUAUUAAGGCAAAUACGAUGCCCCAGAUGGUCCGCGCCGUUCGCGCUAUCCUGGGCCUUGACGCGGCCGCGACGAGUGCCGCCUUCGGAGUCGGGCGAGAGGACUCGCGCACGGGGCCCGGUCUCGAGCCCCCGGUGGAGUCUUCCGAGCCGUCAAAGUCCAACAACGUGGAGCAGGAGAUCGAUGCUCUCGAGGAAGCCCGGGCCGCCGUCGAGAAGAUCGUGAUCCCGCAGGGACUGGCGGUGGAGCUGCUGCCACGGCCGUGGAACAUUUUGCUGCUGCAGCUGAAUCUGAUCGAGGGCUACAAACUAGUGGUGGACAAAGUCGGGUCCGGCAAGAGCACCCGCCUCCGCAUCCUGCCCGAGUACCUCCCGCAGACGACGGGCGGGCGGACGUCCGACGGCCACGUGGCGACAUCAGAAGCUUCCGACGCUUCCAACGCAUUGACGGACGACGUAAAGGGUGACGUGCUCUCUCAAGAGAGGGUUACCGUCGUGGAAAGUGCUUCAAGUGUGACCAAGGUCGCUGCGGUGUUGGAGAUUGCCGGCAGCGAAACUCUUUUGGGCGAUGCUAGCGAGAGUAUCAGCUUGCAAGGUAGGAUCGAUUCGUUGCCAGGUGUCGGCAUGAGCGGUGCCGAGAGUGCUGACGUCAGCAGCCAGCUGUCGGAAAAUAGGACGGGGGUGUAUCUGGUGAAAGAAGCGGCCGAGUACGCAAAAACGAGCUGGCAGAAGGACAACGCGUUCAUGGAAGGCUACCAGUCGAGUGGGCGGUUAGCGCGGAACGGUCGGAAGGAGGGGCGGGAUCAGAAGUUUAAGAGGACACGAGAAAUCGUCGAUGAGGAGUAUGAUGAGGCUGAGCUGUUGUGAAGCUGAACGGUUCGUCUUACCGCGAAGCUCAAUCCCGUGUUGACGAAAAACCGCACGACAAGCUACGUUGAUUUGCAAUCAUGUCAUCCGCG
Molecule: messenger RNA, 3108 nt
Organism: Klebsormidium nitens
Lineage: Eukaryota; Viridiplantae; Streptophyta; Klebsormidiophyceae; Klebsormidiales; Klebsormidiaceae
Source: the annotation of a GenBank genome assembly